This is a messenger RNA of Hibiscus syriacus, 1254 nucleotides long. RefSeq names its product extensin-like. Lineage: Eukaryota; Viridiplantae; Streptophyta; Magnoliopsida; Malvales; Malvaceae. Gene Ontology annotation, biological process: plant-type cell wall organization. The coding region runs from base 40 to 1020 and encodes 326 amino acids. Gene Ontology annotation, molecular function: structural constituent of cell wall. The record is from RefSeq and is a predicted model, not a curated record. The transcript is spliced from 2 exons.
UAAGAGCAUAACAAAACUAAACAUAGCUUUGUAGUAAACAUGGGGUCUUCCAUGGCCUCUCUCUUUCUCACUCUUCUAGUCUUAGCUGUGUCUCUCAACUUGCCUUUCGAAACCUCUGCCGAUUACGCUUACUCUUCUCCUCCCCCUCCUCCUAAGAAGUACCCACCACCACCCUAUCAUUACAAGUCACCACCGCCUCCUCCUCCAGUCCAUUCUCCUCCACCACCACACGAGAAGCCUUACAAGUAUAAGUCUCCACCACCUCCACGAGUGCAUUAUCCUCCUCCGCCUUACAAGUACAAGUCUCCUCCUCCUCCCCCGGUUUAUAAGUACAAGUCUCCCCCACCUCCGCCAAAGCACCCAUACAAAUAUAAAUCUCCUCCACCACCCCCAACUCCAGUUUACAAGUACAAGUCACCACCACCACCAUCGCCACCCAAACAUCCUUACAAGUACAAGUCACCACCACCACCAUCGCCACCAAAACAUCCUUACAAGUACAAAUCUCCACCACCACCACCUCCGGUUUACAAGUAUAAGUCUCCACCACCUCCAGUGCACUAUCCUCCACCACCUUACAAGUAUAAGUCCCCACCACCACCACCACCAUCACCACCCAACCAUCCUUAUAAGUACAAGUCUCCACCACCACCACCAUCACCACCCAAGCAUCCUUAUAAGUACAAGUCUCCACCACCACCACCAUCACCACCCAAACAUCCUUAUAAGUACAAGUCUCCACCCCCGCCACCACCAGUUUACAAGUAUAAGUCUCCACCACCUCCGGUGCACUAUCCUCCACCCCCUUAUAAGUACAGGUCCCCACCACCUCCUUCACCAACCCCUCCCAAGCAUCCUUACAAGUACAAGUCUCCACCACCGCCAGUACAUUCUCCUCCUCCACCUUAUAUGUACAAGUCUCCUCCUCCUCCUCCCAAGGAAUCAUACAAAUACAAGUCUCCUCCACCACCAUCACCCCAUUAUGUCUACUCUUCACCCCCUCCUCCUCACCACUACUAAGCUACGGCUUUGGCAGUACUCCAAAGGAGAAUUGUGAUUCAAAUAAAGCAACAAUAGUUGAUUUGAAAAGAAAUAUUAACAGACCAUCAAGAAGAAAAUUAGGAGUCGAGCCUAGUCCCCGCGUUUGAAGUGAAUAAUGUAGACAUUUAUAUUUGGCAAUGUAUUAUUCAGUGGGUCCACUUGUUUUUAUUUCUGUACUCUUUCUGCUUAAUAAUAAAACGAAUCCUUAUGUAA